This is a messenger RNA of Guillardia theta CCMP2712, 1176 nucleotides long. RefSeq lists its product as hypothetical. NCBI's taxonomy places the organism in Eukaryota, Cryptophyceae, Pyrenomonadales, Geminigeraceae. Bases 1 to 1176 code for a protein of 391 amino acids. The transcript has 14 exons. The record is from RefSeq and is a predicted model, not a curated record.
AUGCCGCUCAAUCUCUCGCGCGGGAGCUCGCUCAUCGCUCAGCUCUUCCUUCUCGUCUUCUCUUGCUUGUUCUGGGAGAUCAGACCAGAGAUCGGCAAUGCGCCUGCUUCAGCAUGCCUGGGAACGACCGUGGCUGCAAGGAACUCUCCCCGAUGCAGUUUUGCCGGUGUGAUCGAGUGGGGAGAGGACCGGCUGCAGCCUCCCAAGCUCUGCGUCUCCGUGUUGAACAGCUCAGGAUCAAGCAUCGGGAAUGAGGAGACUCCUGCAGAGGCGACGGAUAACGCGGAGCAUGCACGCUUGGGGGUGGACAGAGAGCAGUCCAAAGAAGAAGCUGUCGAGCAGGGAAACCAGGAGGGAAGCGACUUGCUAGGGCUAUCUCCCUCCCUCCUCUCCCUGUCUCCGACUGCUGUCGAGCGAACGGAGUCUCCUGCUCUCCCCAGCAGCUCGGUGGACUGUUCCUUCUUUCCCUCGGCUCCUGAGGGCCCUGGUUUUGUUGCACGAGAGCAGCGAGGGGGAGGGGAAGGAGUCGCACCAGAGCUGGGUGACACUGAAGGGGUCGUCGUGCUGCUCGUCCUGCCGGUGGAAGGAUGGGAGAGCCUCUUCUGUGCGUCCUGUUUACGUGGGGAUAUAAACCUCGAGCGAAAGUGUGUGGUACUCUGCAAUAGGUGCGAGUUCCUGCAAGGAUGCUCGAGGAAGCCGAUCUUUGGGGACUCCGGAGCCCCUCCCUCGCACUGUGCGCUGCACAAGGGAGAGGAGCAGGUGUACUCGACUGUUCUGCCUCCUCCUGGAUCUCACUUCAAGCCGACUUGCCAACAUAUCAUGAGGUGCGAUCGCGUUCCCUCUUACGGUGAGGCGGAGGAACUCAAGGCGAGAUUCUGCAAGGGCCACAAGCAGGCUCAUCACGUCGACCUACGAGCGAGCAAGAAAGUAACGGCGAGCUCCUCGGAGAGCUCUGAGGAUGCAGAUCUUGCUAGGACGAAGUCACCGAACCUGUCAGAUGCAAUCUCAAGCAUCUCAGGAAGCGAUGAGCUAUUCCUGCAGCCAGGGAUCACAAAGCCAAAGCAGCGGAGAACACGAGGGAAGCAAAAGGCCACCGUCGAAAUCAUUCGCCCAGAAUUCAUUAGCAUGCGUGACAAGCGUGCGGCCAAGUCUCUCACGGCAGAGGAUGAGAGGUGA